AUGAUAAGUAUACCUUCCAACACAAUAAGCAUCUCACACUUUCCAACACAAUACCCACCUCAUAUCUUCCAUCAAUAUAACCACACCAUACCCCCUCAAACCUCCCAACACAAAACCCACACCAUACAUCACACACCCUCCAACACAAUACCCACACCAUACCCACUUCACACCCCUUCCAACACAAUACCUACACCAUACACCACACACCCUCCAGCACUACACCCACACCAUAGCCCCCUCACACCUCCCAACACAAUACCCACACCAUACACCACAUACCCUCCCACACAAUACCCACACUAUACCCACUUCACACCCCCUCCAACACAAUACCCACACCAUACACCACAUACCCACCAACACAAUACCCACACCAUACCCCCCUCACACCUCCCAACACAAUACCCACACCAUACACCACACACCCUCCAGCACUACACCCACACCAUACCCACCUCACCCCCUCCAACAUUAUCCCUCCGCGUCACCAUAUCCAAAUCCCCUGCGCUUACCUCCGCCAUUUCCCUAAAUCCAAGAACGAACCUGUGCUGCAUUUCCCCUCUCUUGGCUUCCUAUUAA
Penaeus indicus is the source of this 582-nucleotide messenger RNA. RefSeq lists its product as uncharacterized. Bases 1 to 582 code for a protein of 193 amino acids. The transcript has 2 exons. Lineage: Eukaryota; Metazoa; Arthropoda; Malacostraca; Decapoda; Penaeidae. The record is from RefSeq and is a predicted model, not a curated record.